AUGGCUCACCGGGUUGAGACCUCUUGACUAGUUCUUGUCAACUACUUUAAUUCUGGUAAAUUAGUUUAUAUAAAUAAAUUAAUAAUAGCUUACUAUUGUAUUAUAACUAUUAUUUAUUAGAAAUAACUGCGUUGUCCGAUGAGACUUUCAACUAAUAAGUUAAUUAAUGAGAUACUUGUCCAACUGUGAUUUUUUUAGAUUUGCGCCCAUCUGGGAAGCAAGCGGAGUUCAUGCUUGCCUUCGUGACUCAUGCAUUAAGGGCGUAGGUGCUUGAGGAGAAUUCCCGAUACAAUACAUCGCUUUAUGACAAGGCGUGGCAAGUCCCUAAUAAGUCAAGUGCCAGGCCUGUCUGGAGGAGGAGGGCUAUUGGUCAGGAGGAAGGGGUCAGUAGUCCGCUGACCCUGUAUCCGGUACACCGGCAGAGCUGUUUACACAACCACCCAGAUCACACGUCUGCCAACGAGAACCAACUUUGUGUUUUUUUUUUGUUCUUUUUUACGUUUAGCAAAGUUGGAUCAACGUAGUAACUGUCAAAACUAGCUGAAGUCUUCAGAGAACGUCAUCAAGGACUCAUAAGCCCAUCGUACGAGAAAGCUAAGUAUCUGAUAGUUGGAGGAGAAAGGGGGUUUGGUAGGAGAGGGGGGAAGGAGGAGGUAAGCCUCCAUUUCCAAGUAAUUUUAUUAAAUUAUGUUGUUUUUUUAUUGUGUCGUGCACUUUGACAAGGGAAAAGGUGGAAGGGGAAAUAUUGACAUACGACGUUUUGGAGAAUACGUCUACGUCUUCCUCCAUUGGCACUAAUCCCCAUCUCCCUGCCAGCGUGUCUUAGUGUUUAUGUUUGGGUCUGGCCGUCACCACCUCAACAAGAAAGCUUUCACCUCUGUCCUGGAUUUUGGGCUUCACUUAAAGUUUAUUUCUUCGGUUACGACUACCUCUCUCUCUCUCUCUCUCUCUCUUUAUUUAAACAGUUGAUUACAUGGGAUCACUGACAAGGUUCUAGCCUAGUCGCAUACAUAGUUAAAGUCAGUGGAUGAAUUAAAACCACUAAAAUAUAAUGAUCUAGACGUAGUAAAUAAUAUUGUAGACAAAUUACUUAGUAAUACACAAAAAACUGUAAACCUCAAUUGACGUGCUGUGGACAAACGCCGUCAGCAUUUCUUAAAUGCAUUUUAAUGUAACUGUUCACACGACCCGUCAUGCUGACGGCGGCAGGCGGCCGACAGCCGACCGACACGUCUCGGAUUUCUUCUCGAGAAAUCCUGGCCGGUUUGACGGCGGCUUGGCGCCAGCCUGACGGGUUGGAGACGGCUCGUGUGAACGAGGACCCAUACGAAUUUAGUUCAGUGUUUGGCAUCAUGGACGAAAGGCUGAUAGAAGUUGUGCGAGGGUAUGAAGAGUUAUUUGACAUGACUAACAAGAAGUACAGUGAUAAUCUGCAUAAAGAUAAGAUAUGGAAAGUGAUUGGCGAGGCAAUAAACAAACCAGGUGAGUUUGAAAUAAGUUUAUUACACUUGAAAUGUUUUGUCUUGCCUUAUUACAUCAUAUAUAUAUCGCUCCCAAGGACUACUGAAAAAUGCUUUGAAUUUUUCCCUUACAUUAAAUGCAGUCUGAUGAGCAUUUCCGCCUUGUCUCGGUAUAUUUAUCAGGAUAUUUUGAGAGUGUACUGCAAUGAUACCGUAUGCUUUCUCAUUCUAGGACAUGAAUGCAAGCUACGAUGGGGUAAUCUUCGAGACCAGUACCGUAGGUAUUUAAGAAAAAUAAAUACCAAGAGUGGCCAGGAAGCGGUAAAUGUAACAAAAUGGAGAUAUGCAGAUGAAAUGUCAUUCAUUAAACCUUUCCUUCGUGAUAGAGAAACGAUGACUAGUCUUGAAGAAGAAACGGUGAAUACUGUAGUCACAGAAGAGACGGAGAGUGGGAUUCCAUGCUCAAAAAAUAAGAGAGGUAGAGAAGCAGGACAGACACUGAGUGAUGAGGAAGCUUCAUCAAUACAAUCAGAGGCUGCCACAAGGAGAAGGAGUCGACCUCCAGCUAAGAAAUUUGUCCACAUACCUGAGACACCUUCGUUUGUUUUAAUGAAACAUCUAAUUGAGAGUGAAAGUCAGAAGGGAGGAAACCCUCCCGAUGCCGUUGAUUUGUUUUUCCAGAGCAUUUCAGCUACAGUAAAGAAGUUUUCUCCCUAUCAUCAAAACAUAUGUAAAACUAAAGUUCUUGCUCUGGUAUCUGAGUUAGAGUUGAUAGAACUAGCAGAUCAGUCAUCACAGUCUAGUGCUACAUCAUCAGCGUUUGCUUCGGGAACUAACCUUUCACAAACAUCAUCAUUUUCACCAACUCCAUCAUCAUAAUCUAACUCGCCUGCAGCAAGCACAGAAGAUUUCAUUAAUUUGUAAUGGAAUAUAAAAGGCACAUCACUCGCCUUCUCAUUCUCUCACACACUAUAUACAUACGGUAUAUAUUUAAUCAAAUCUCAGAUGAUCAGAUGGAACAAUUCUUUGUUUUGUUAAGUAACAGCAAUAUGUGUUUCUUUUUUGGGAGAUAAGAACAGGAAGUAACAAAAUUUUCGAAGUAAAUUAUAAAUUGUUUACUGUAAGGUUUAUAAUACAUAGUUUGUAUUUCGAAAAAUCUUUUAUAUAAAUAAUAUUCAUGCAUUAUUUAAA
Molecule: messenger RNA, 2651 nt
Organism: Homarus americanus (American lobster)
Lineage: Eukaryota; Metazoa; Arthropoda; Malacostraca; Decapoda; Nephropidae
Exons: 2
Coding region: 1194-2339 (381 amino acids)
Biological process (GO): regulation of transcription by RNA polymerase II
Cellular component (GO): transcription regulator complex; nucleus
Source: RefSeq, a predicted model, not a curated record